CUUCGAAUCACCGUCGUCCAUCGUGUUUGCCGGAAAAAAGGUUGUCGUGAUAAAAUCACCCGAGAAUCGUUGCGUGCCGCGUACCAUUGCGCUCCAUAUUCAAACGCCACCGGCCAAUCAGCGUGCGCGCACAUAGCGCGGUGACGUCAUGCUGCGCGCGCAGGACGUUCUCAUUCAACCUUUGGACUCUGCACUCGCGUAUUAUCCGUUUCUCGUCCUGCGAACUCUCGAACUGUGCGAGCUCGAGUGUAUUCGGUCACCUAUGCUAGAGCAUUCGAGGAAGUUUCGUUUGCAUUAAUAGGCUUAGCUGUGUGACAGUAUUGAUGUGUGACUUGAAUGUGUGAUACUUAAAUUAUUGGAAAAGAUAAUAGAUACCAUAAUAAUAGACAAGUGCAAAGUAACUAGGGUGAGGAAUAACUUGUGAUUGAGAUUCACUGAUAACUCCAAGAUGACAUCUAAAGUGCUGAUGAAAUUACCAACAGUGCCCUUCCCUCAGGGGAAGAAAGCACCACCAGACUUAGUUUCUUUGAGCGAGAGGAACGAUGGAUUUGCACAUGUUAGACAUCAAGGUCUGAAUGUAGAUAGAGUGAUGCAACUAGAGCAGAACAUGAAGUUUUUGCAAGAACAACACCAGGCAACUUUAGUUGCUUUACAUCAGGAGAUAGAAUGCUUACGUCAAAGAAAUAGAGAUUUGCAAUUUCAAUUAGUAUUUUCCAAAAGAGCACACUAUGGUGUGGCUAGUAGUCCUUCUUCGCCUGAAGAUAAUGGAAAUGGGUUUGCGAAAUCGAAGGGUAGCCCAAUAUGUGUCAAUGUAACACCUUUGCAAGUGGAGCUUCUGGAGAAAGACUUACAAGAUAUUAAAGUGUCAUUACAAGAAGCAAAAACACAUAACCAGUACUUGUCGAAUAUCAUAGAGCAGCAAAAAAAAAGAUUGGACAUGGCCGAAGAUCAAAGAAACAAAAUUGAAGUGGCGGAUAUAGGAGUUCAAGUUGGAGAUCCUGUGCAAGCAAGUUUAGUCGUGCUUUUGGAGGAAUCGUAUGCGAUGGUGAAACGGUUACAUAAGGAAAAUGUGGAUCAAAAGAAGGAAAUAGCUUCAUUGAGAGCAGCUUCUUCAGCAAAUAAUGCUGGUACCAGUAGAGGCGGACGCUCCCGUGACGGUAACAAUACCCAUUAUAAUCGUGGUUCGCCUACGAGUACAACGCAAGAACAAAACUCUCGUAAAUUUCCGCCGUUACCAAUACCGAGCUACUGGCACCGCAGAUCAGCAAGAUACAGCACGAAUCGACACGAGAAACAAGAUCAUCAGACGGAUACGGAUUCGACUGUUCUACCACAGCUUCAGAAUGGCAGCGUGAAAUCAGCGGAAGCGGGCAGUUUCGAAUCGCCGUCGUAUCGAUCGCGUGAAUACCGCAAUUAUGGUCGCGAUGGUAAUAAUCGCAAGUAUAGAGGUCAAGCAUCACGAAGAGACAGCAAUCACUAUUAUCAUUCUCGCGAUUUUAAAGACAGAAAUUCCAAGGAUCAUCCGAGAGACGCAGAUGAUACUGGCGAGGGAUCGAAAGAUGCGAAUAAUUCACGGAGACAGUAGGCAAAAUAUAUGUUGUCGAUGCAUAGAAAUCGCGUGAAAUUUGACGAGCUUCUAGUUCCUCGCGUUGGAAUGCAUUGAGAAUUAUACCAGCUGUAAGAGCUAUCGGUAACAAACGAUCGAUGUUUUCUUCACUGGUGCUGAUUGCGACAUUUCGUGCAUAUAUAACAUGUAAUAGAAUAGCGACGAUGAAUGAAUAUAAGCUGUACGAUUUUCGAUGGAAUGAUCUAGUCUGUAUACUAAUUUUACUCGUUAUAGGCUGCCAUAAAGGAAUAAUAGGAA
Messenger RNA from Pogonomyrmex barbatus (red harvester ant), 1864 nucleotides. RefSeq lists its product as uncharacterized. The record is from RefSeq and is a predicted model, not a curated record. NCBI's taxonomy places the organism in Eukaryota, Metazoa, Arthropoda, Insecta, Hymenoptera, Formicidae.